AGACUACGCAGAGAGCGACGCAGCCCGCUUGUUCUACUGCGAGAGCCCGAUCGCGCUUGGAUUAUAACUAUGACUCUGGAGGAGAUCCGCAGACAGGAGACCACAAUGGAAGACGCAGAUAGGGUGCAAAGUGCAGGCGCAGCCCUGGAGGAACUGCUGGUCGCCGCUGAGAAGCAGGACUACCUGACGGUGGGAGUUUAUGAGUCGGCCAAAGUCAUGAAUGUCGACCCAGACAGCGUGGCAUUCUGCGUCCUCGCCACCGACGAGGAGUACGAGUGUGACAUUGCUCUUCAGAUCCACUUUACCCUCAUCCAGGCGUUCUGCUUCGACAACGACAUCAACGUGGUGCGCGUCAACGACAUCGAGCGCCUGGCAGACCUCGUGGGCGCAGACGAGACCGGCGAGCCCAAGGACGCGCACUGCAUUCUUGUCACGAGCCCCAGUGCGAACCCGUGGAAGGACCCUGCUCUGGACAAGCUGAGUCUGUUCUGUGAGGAGAGCCGCAGUGUGUACGACUGGGUGCCCACCAUCACACUCCCGGAGCGCUGAAGUGACAUUCCACCAAAAAUGCUUCACAUGAUGAUGAUGAAGAUGAUGAAAAGAAAGUCAAGGAGCUGAGCUUCAGCUGGGGGUGUCAAGCCUUUCCGCCUCACUUUUCUGGAUUAAGAGGCUGCGGUUGCAAACCCCCCACUCCCCUGCAAGAGCGCACACUUCAGUGCAUUCUGGGUCAGCACGUUGGCUCUGGAUUACCCUGCGGAAGGGGUUCAAGUCCAGAGGUCAGGUGUGGACUAGGAAAGAUGUAUGUGGAGUGGACUGAAAGCCUGAUGGACACUGAGAAGGAGUUGGACCGUACUGCGUAGUGCAGGAAAAGAUGAUGAGUGGCGACCCAGGGACUGCCCUAGAUAAUAGGCACUGGGGAAAUGAGCAGAGAAGGUCACACAGAGAGAGACUGUGCAAGAAAUGGACUUAUGAAAGUGUGUGAGAUGCACUGAAUCUAAUCAGAGGGAAAGAAGGAAGAUGCUGGUCAUGAAGAGGGUAUCUGAAACUAUCCAAAUGGACUCAACCUUUAUUUACCAGUGCAGCUAUCAGGAUGUUCUUGGAAUAAGCAGAGACUUUGCCUGCAAAUCCUGAUUUCAGCUGUCUGUACCUGUGACACUUUUUCAUGGACUAUUGUUUUCACUUUCAGAUAUGCAGACAAAACAAUGCAAUUAUCGUUUGAAUUGUACUCAUUUUUAAUGCUUUUUGUAAAUAAACAUUUGGAAUCAAACUCAUCCUCUCUUGUCA
Molecule: messenger RNA, 1284 nt
Organism: Xiphias gladius (swordfish)
Lineage: Eukaryota; Metazoa; Chordata; Actinopteri; Istiophoriformes; Xiphiidae
Gene: gadd45ga
Product: growth arrest and DNA-damage-inducible, gamma a
Exons: 4
Coding region: 70-549 (159 amino acids)
Biological process (GO): regulation of cell cycle
Cellular component (GO): cytoplasm; nucleus
Source: RefSeq, a predicted model, not a curated record